This is a messenger RNA of Striga asiatica, 1674 nucleotides long. The record is from the annotation of a GenBank genome assembly. NCBI's taxonomy places the organism in Eukaryota, Viridiplantae, Streptophyta, Magnoliopsida, Lamiales, Orobanchaceae.
CCGUCAGAACAGAGUGUUUUCACCAACCGCGAGAGUAGAUCUGACGAUGGGCGCCGGAGGAACAGAGUGUUUUCACCAACCGCGAGAGUAGAUCUGACGAUGGGCGCCGGAGGGUUCAUCGGCUCGCAUCUGUGUGAAAUGACAAUGGUGGAGAGGCCUGUGCUGGCGGUGGACAUGCACAAUGGCAAGAUGAAGCACUUUCUCCCUUCGUCCUUACUCGACUUCCACCGCUUCAACCUUCAGAAGGCCUCUCGCCCGGUUCUGUUCCAUACUCUGGAUCUGAGUUUACGGUCUACAGGAGGAAUUUUUGCCGAUCUUUGUGGGGUCAUCUUCAGUAAUGGUGGUAAUGGUGUUGUUGUUUGUCCAUCAUCCAAGAAUGUUGUUCAGAGUGGAUCAAUAGUGGAGACCCUAGCAUGCGAUCUUCUACUGGAGGCUGCCAUGAGGGCGAUACAGUUUCAUGGGUGGAGUUUACGCAUUGAGGGGCCCUGGAAAUGGAUCUUGUCAGAAUUUGCUGACCACUAUGGAGUUUCUGACUCUUACACAAAAUUGAGAUACCUUUCUUAUGUCUUGAAUGUGGCCACUCCAACUAAAGAUUGCUUAGAACUUUUGCAUGAGUUGCUUGUCCCAGUCCUCAAGGCCAGAAGUGAGAGAAAUUUAACAAGACAAGAAAAAAGCAUUCUGUUAGAUUGUGAGAAUCAAAUCGAAAGGCUUUUGGCAGAGGUGUUUCAGAGCUACAAGUUGCUUGAUGAAAAAUCUCCAACCGGUUUGGCAGAUAUGUCGGCUCCAAUAUCAGAAACUGCAGCACCAGCACUAACUCCGGCCGUUCAAAUAUACACAUUUCUACAUGACAUACUAGCUCAACAUGCUCAGACUGUGCUGAGAAACUCUCUUGAGGUAAGUCCCAUCAAAUGCUGCACAUUAUCAAUAGGUCCAGAGAUGCUUGAAGAAGAGAAGAAAAUGCUUUGUGGGGUCAGCUUCACUAAUGGUGUUGCUUCACUAAUGGUGUUGCUGUUUGUUCAUCUUUCAGGAAUGCUGUUCAGAAACACUUGGAUGCGCGUUAUCAACACUGCUCGGCAGCAGCGGCAGCAGCCUACAAAUAAUUAUGGACUAUCCCGAAACCUCAGUAUUGUUCAUCACCGUGCAAUAAAUAUUCCUGAAGACCCGAACCCAGACGACAACCCCGUGGAGUCGGACGACGAGGACCAUGAGCCCCUGAUUUCCCUAACAUGCCCCAACACCAAUAAUUUCAUCACAAACGUGACUUGGGAUCUAAUCCUAGCACCAAAACCCAUAUGGAAGGAAGCUCAAUUUUUUGUCCGUUCCAUAGCUGAAUGGGCCAUCUCAACCCUUGUAGUGUUUGCCCUCAGCAAAGAUAACAUAAAAAACGACUUUUGGAGCAACGUCUUGGUUUUCUUGCUGACCAUGCAGGGAUUACCAAUGAUAAACAUUCUUGUCGGUUUUGGGCUUUUCGAUUGUACUGGCUGCACAAUUGUCAUCUAUUUUGGGUUGCUAACUGCAAUUAUUCUUGCCAAACACAUCCCUCCAUGGGCGGCACCGCUCGUAACAACCGUGCUCAAGUUUGGCAAACAAGGGCUUCAAGAGUCCCGCGCAAGAGGCUAUUUUGAUGUGAUGCAGAUCAGGUGCACAACCCUACUCCAAAGAAUGAGGUUUUAG